Molecule: messenger RNA, 1071 nt
Organism: Boeremia exigua
Lineage: Eukaryota; Fungi; Ascomycota; Dothideomycetes; Pleosporales; Didymellaceae
Product: alcohol dehydrogenase
Exons: 2
Coding region: 1-1071 (356 amino acids)
Molecular function (GO): oxidoreductase activity
Source: RefSeq, a predicted model, not a curated record
AUGGAUAUUCCAAAGGUUCAGAAGGCCGCCGUCAAACAAGGCUCAGGCGACACCGCCACCGUCGUCGUCCAAGAGGUUCCGCUGCAGCAUCCCGAACCUGACCAGAUCUUGGUAAAGAUCCACUACUCUGGCCUGUGCGCCUCGGACAAGUCCCUCCUCCGUGACGAAUGGUCGUUUGGCAUGCAAGCUGCUACACAUGGUAUCGCUGGUCACGAAGGUGCCGGCGUAGUCGUCGCUGUCGGGACUAAUAUGCAGGACCGCUGGCAGGUAGGCAACCGUGCCGGCAUCAAGUGGAUUGCAAGUGUAUGCGGACGUUGCGAGUUCUGCACCAAUGGCGUCGACGAAUGUCAUUGUCCAAAGCAAUUGAACUCCGGCUUCACCGUCGCAGGAACCUUCCAGGAGUAUGCACUCACGGAUGGAAGAUAUGCGACCAGAAUCCCGGAUGGAGUCAAGGAUGAGGAGGCAGGGCCAAUCAUGUGUGGCGGACUAACCGCAUAUGUGGCCUGUAAGAGGAGUGGGGUCAGGCCUGGCGGGUGGAUCGUUAUUCCUGGGGCUGGUGGAGGUCUCGGUCAUUUCGGUGUUCAGUACGCAAGAGCAAUGGGUAUGCGUGUUAUUGCCAUUGACGGCGGUGAGUCCAAGCGCCAGCUUUGUCUGAAACUUGGUGCCGAAGUCUUCAUCGACUUCACGACUGCGGCUGAUGUCCCGGCUGAGGUCACGAAGAUCACAUCAUACGGUGCUCACGGCGUGAUCGUCUUCUCUGCAACUAAGGCUGGCUAUGAACAAGCCCCUCUUCUUUUACGUCCUGGAGGCACGAUGGUAUGCGUAGGACUACCUUCAGAUUCGACAGUCAUUGCUGGCGCGCAUCCCAUCACAAUGUGCAUGAAGAAACUGAACGUGGUAGGGAGUGUCGUAGGAACACUGAAGGAAUGUGAUGAAGCUUUGGACUUUACUGCAAGGGGCCUUGUGCGUCCAAUCCUGACGCACGGUGGGCUAGGAGAUAUCAACCGGUUUUGUGAUGAGAUGAAGGCCGGCAAGCUCGUGGGACGUGCGGUCAUUAAAAUUGCUCCAUAG